Messenger RNA from Penicillium bovifimosum, 1464 nucleotides. RefSeq lists its product as uncharacterized. The transcript has a single exon. Lineage: Eukaryota; Fungi; Ascomycota; Eurotiomycetes; Eurotiales; Aspergillaceae. The coding region runs from base 1 to 1464 and encodes 487 amino acids. The record is from RefSeq and is a predicted model, not a curated record.
AUGUCUAUGGCAUCACCUCGCACCCCAGAUCGCCCUCUCGGCGAAUCCUGGAUGAUAACAUCAACUCCAUCUCUCAAGAAUGAUGAGGCAGACUCCACAAAUCCUCAAGCCUCUCUCAAAGGAAACAGCACAAACCUCACAAACACACCUGCCCCAAGAUCAGAGUUGCCGGCAUCCUCCACUUCAUCGUCAUGGACCAUAUCAGGCCCGGAGCUUAUCAUGCCCUCGAUCUGCGAGGCGCGGAAUGCAGAAGGGUCAUGGAUAGAAUACGUACCCACUCCGAAGAAAUCAGGCUCGAAUAUCAUCAGGAAAAGACGCAAAGUUCCCCUGCCAGACAGCACAAAGCUGCCAGAGCAGGAUCGCACCGGCAUCGCAGCUUCUGAUGCAGAUGCUAGUUCGUCUGCAGAGGAACCCACCGCCAACAAGGGUCCGGUUGCACAAGCCCAGCCCAUCCACCGGGACUAUACGGCUGUGGCUCGCAAGGCAAUCAAUGCAGUACUGAUCGCCCUCAUCCUACACUUACUGGUUCUCCCAGAGGUCGUCUACCAAGCCAAAGGGCUCUGCCAGCUCCCAAGUAUCAAGACACUCUACCCUAGCAGCUGCAUCAUUCUCUCUCCAACAUACCCACCUCGAACCUCCCUUCACUCACCCUCAGUUCCCCAGGAGCAGGAGGAGACUCUCGCAACCUCCCAGCGACAACUAGAAUCCAUCCUCGACACAGCCCUUGAAACCCUCGCGCCUCUAUCCGCUAUCUUGAAGCAAAGCGAAAUCAUGCUCGCCGACCUAGAAUCCCAAUUAAAGUCAACCUUCCCGGACGUUCGAAACGCCCUAGACCUCGAAUUCACCGGCAGCAACCAAGCCGUCCAAGCCGCAGUCUGGGAAUUCGACUCUUUACGAGCAGAUCUCCGCUCCGCAAUCGACAGCCUCCUAUCAUCCCCACCAACCCCAGAAAUCGGCGGCACGAUCGCACUAGACACCCGACUUGCAAAUCAACAGCGCCGACGUUCAGAGUACCUCGACCGACUGCGGGCCCAAAUCCGCAGCAAAGCCGACUCCCUCAACACGCGCUUCACAACACUAGACGACCACCUCGAAGCCGUAGACGGGAUCGUCUCACGCGAGGAGCGACGGAGUCCAUCCUUCCACAAGUACAAAUCCUCGUCAGACGACAGCAGUGACCGGCUGCACUCGAUGCUUGAAUCCCUGCCAUUAGGACCUUUCGGAGCAUAUUUGCUCCGGAAGCGAUCGUCAGGAGCUGCAGAUGCCAAUGCUGCAAUGAUGGCAGGGUCGUCAUCGUCUGCCGUGGCCUCUCUUGGCUCGCCAGAAUCUACACCCCAGCCUGCACCUCUUGCCCUCCUCCGCGUCGCGGCUACGCAUCACCGUCCUGUGGCAGACUCAGUUCUGCGGCUGUCACGUCAGUUAGGCGAUCUGCGGCGUGCGACGGGGACGGGAUCCACUUGGUGA